GGCCGGCAUCUAAGCGUAAUCCACACACAUCUCCACAGCUGUCUCACCAAAGCAGUCACAACAGCACAAUCUCCCGGUGCGAAAGUGUCAGCAGCUUAUCCAGCGAUUUCAGAAUGACUCCCAUUUCUGUCGGCUCCAGUCGAGGGCCCUCUCCUCUCACACUCGGAAUCUCAGACGCCGUUCCCAUCGCUAUUGCACUCCAAGAGUCAGUCAGCGCCUGCUUUAAGGGCACCGACGAAACCAAAUGUCAGGUCCAAGUGAUCGGCAGUUUGAAAAUGGCGUUCCCGGCGGGCAUUGUUCAGGCCUUCGCUAACAAUCCAUACGCCUCUCCACUCACUUUCAAACUCAAUAAGUCCUCAAAAUUGGAGAAUAUUUAUCCCAACAAAGAAUUGUUAAUUGAAAGUUCAGAGUCUUUAAGACCCAUAACAAGUGAUUCUUCGAGUUUUGAAGUGAAUAUGUCUGCACUCAUGUCACACAUCCGUCGUCUCUACGAACAGUCACCCAAUUCUCGUUAUUAUAAUAUCGAUGUUUUGAAAUACCAAAUGCGUUGUCUUCAGGGGGCGAAGAGUACACCUUUACAGCUGGUCUCGUACUGGAAGUGUGAGCCACAGACCACUAGUUUGAAAGUGGAUUACAAAUACAACAGCUCUUCUUUGGCUCAAAUUGAAUCCCUAAGAAAUGUCUGUAUUUUUGUCAAUAUUGAUGGCGAACCGCAUUCUAUGCAAUCACGACCUGAAGGCAAAUGGAAUCCGGCGACAAAGCAGGCGAUGUGGCGCUUCGACCGCCUUUCCAAUACCUCUCAGACGGGAGGUCUGGCGGGUCUCGGCUCUGUUAAAGCCAAAUUCGACUUGUCUUCGGGUCCGUCCACUCCCAGCGUAAUUCAGGCACAAUUCACGUGUUUGGACACAACUGUGUCGGGCAUUGAGUUCGAGUUAACUGCAGUGGGAUAUCGCGUAUCUCUAAAUAAACGAAACUCGUUGACCCAUUCGGUACUGUAA
Messenger RNA from Medioppia subpectinata, 998 nucleotides. The record is from the annotation of a GenBank genome assembly. NCBI's taxonomy places the organism in Eukaryota, Metazoa, Arthropoda, Arachnida, Sarcoptiformes, Oppiidae.